AAUUUUCUGUAAAAUACCAUUUAUCUAUAAAUUUUCAUGUAUGUUUACAUGCCUAUUUUUUUCAGCUAUGCAAGAAGCAGUGAAUAUCGUUACUAAAACGGAUACUUUUAGGAGAAUUGGUGCCAAAAUGUUCGAAAUCAAAUUUCCAGGAUGUGAACAGUACGAAGCAAACAGUACAUACUAUUCAACAGAUUACUUAAGAUGUUUAGCGUUACACUACACUUUUGCGUAUGACCAUCCAGUGGGUACGUGCAAAAUGGGUAAUCCAACAGACAUAACGACGGUUGUGGAUCCACAGUUAAAGGUGAAAGGAAUAAAAAAUCUUCGAGUUGCUGAUGGAUCAAUUAUGCCACUAAUAGUUAGUGGCAACACAAAUGCUCCCAUCAUAAUGAUCGGGGAAAAGGCAUCAGAUCUGAUUAAGCAGGACAAUCCAGAUAGGCUGAGAUGUUGAAAAUAAACCAUGGAAUUCGAGAAAUUUUCUCUCUACGUCAGAAAUGAAUAAUGCAUGCCUAGUAUCAAUUCCAUACAAAAUAUUUUAUUAAGGGAAUAAAGUCAUAAGGAACUGCGAUAUUUAAAAUGUUAAUAUAUAGAAUGUUAUGUUUGUGAAUCAAAGGUUUCUGGAUUGUUCCAAUCGCAUUGAUCUAUUGUGACCAAUGGUUCGCAUGUUAAAUACAUGUAAGAACGAAGAAUAAAACUUAAAUUGCUUCUGUGUUUA
Messenger RNA from Parasteatoda tepidariorum (common house spider), 715 nucleotides. Lineage: Eukaryota; Metazoa; Arthropoda; Arachnida; Araneae; Theridiidae. The record is from RefSeq and is a predicted model, not a curated record.